AUGGGUGCCUGUUUUUCUUUGUCUCCUGUCAUUGGCCCCAAAUUACCUGUGUCUGGUGGGAACAUUGGACCUCCAUCAGACCUCCAGCUUUGCCAGCUGAACUCCACGUCCGACUUAGACCUAAUGAAGACUGGGGGAACGGCCAACCCUCCUCCCUUCAAACCCGACAGGCUGUCCCCCCCGGCCCACAGGGUGGAGCUCCUCGCCCCAGCCAAGGUGAAGGAGCGCACACAGAACGUCAAAGAGAAGGUCACACAGGUAGGGUGGUGUGUGUGUGUGUAUAUAUAUAAGUAUAGUAAAAAAACGUAUACAGUGCCUUCAGAAAGUAUUCACACCCCUUUUCCACAUUCUGUUGUGUUACAGCCUGAAUUAAAAUUGAUUAAAUUGAGUUUUUAUGUCACUGGCCUACACACAAUAGCCCAUAAUGUCAAAGUGGAAUUAUGUUUUUAGACAUUUUUACAAAUUAAUAAAAAAUGUCAAGCUGAAAUGUCUUGAGUCAGUAAGUAGUCAACCCCUUUGUUAUGGCAAGCCUAAAUAAGUUCAGGAGUAAACAUUUGCUUAACAAGUCACAUAAUAAGUUGCCUGUGCAAUAAGUGUUUGACAUGAUUUUAGAAUGGCUACCUCAUCUCUGGACCCCACACAUAAAAUUAUCUAUAAGGUCCCGCAGUUGAGCAGUGAAUUUCAAACAAAGAUUCAACCACAAAGGCCAGGGAGGUUUUCCAAUGCCGCGCAAAGAAGGGCACCUAUUUGUAGCUUUUAAUUUAAAAAAUAUAUAUAUACAUUGAAUGGCCCUUUGAGCAUGGUGAGGUUAAUAAUUACACUUUGGAUGGUGUAUAAAUACACCAAGUCACUGCAAAGAUACAGGCAUCCUUCCUAACUCAGUUGCCGGAGACGAAGGAAACCGCUCAGGGAUUUCACCAUGAGGGAAAUGGUGACUUUAAAAAAGUUAGUUUAUUAAUGGUUGUGAUAAGAGAAAACUGAGGAUGGAUCAACAACAUGACCUAAAUACUAAACUAAAUGACAGAAUGAAAAGAAGGAUUCCUGUAGAGAAUACAUGCAUCCUGUUUGCAAUAAGGCACGAAAGUAAAACUGCAAACAAAUGAACUUCAUGUCCUAAAUACGAAGUGUUAUGUUUGGGGCAAAUCCAACAGAACACAUCACUGAGUACCACUCUUCAUAUUUUCAAGCAUGGUGGUGGCUGCAUCAUGUUAUGGAUAUGCUUGUCAUUGGCAAGGACUAGGGUGUUUUUUUGGAUAAAAAUAAAUGGAAUAGAGCUCAGCACAGGCAAAAUCCUAGAGGAAAACCUGGUUUAGUCUGCUUUCCAGACACUAAUCUGCUUUUUAGCAGGACAAUAACCUAAAACACAAGGCCAAAUAUACACUCGAGUUGCUUACCAAGACGGCAUUGAAUGUUCCUGAGUAGCGUAGAUAGUUUUGACUUAAAACGGCUUGAAAAUCAAUGGCAAGACUUGAAAAUGGCUGUCUAGCAAUGAUCAACAACCAACUUGACAGAGCUAGAAGAAUUUUAAAAAGAAUAAUGUGCAAAUAUUGUACAUUCCAGGUGUGCAAAGCUCUUAGAGACUUACCCAGAAAGACUCUCAGCUCUAAACGCUGCCAAAGGUGAUUCUAACAUGUAUUGACUCAGGGGUGUGAAUACUUAUGUAAAUGAGAUAUUUCUGUAUUUCAUUUUCAAUUCAUUUGCAAAAUGUUCUAAACAUGUUUUCACUUUGUCGUCAUGGGGUAUUUAAUCCGUUUUUAAUUCAGGCUGUAACCAACAAAGUGGAAAAAUUCAAGGGGUAUGAAUAUUUCUGAAGGCACUGUAAGUUUGUGUGUGUGUGUGUGUGUGUGUGUAUAUAUACAGUGGGGGAAAAAAGUAUUUAGUCAGCCACCAAUUGUGCAAGUUCUCCAACUUAAAAAGAUGAGAGAGGCCUGUAAUUUUCAUCAUAGGUACACGCCAACUAUAACAGACAAUAUGUGAAAAAUUCCAGAAAAUCACAUUGUAGGAUUUUUAAUGAAUUUAUUUGCAAAUUAUGGUGGAAAAUAAGUAUUUGGUCAAUAACAAAAGUUUCUCAAUACUUUGUUAUAUACCCUUUGUUGCCAAUGACACAGGUCAAAUGUUUUCUGUAAGUCUUCACAAGAUUCUCACACACUGUUGCUGGUAUUUUGGCCCAUUCCUCCAUGCAGAUCUCCUCUAGAGCAGUGAUGUUUUGGGGCUGUCGCUGGGCAACACAGACUUUCAACUCCCUCCAAAGAUUUUCUAUGGGGUUGAGAUCUGGAGACUGGCUAGGCCACUCCAGGACCUUGAAAUGCUUCUUACGAAGCCACUCCUUCGUUGCCCGGGUGGUGUGUUUGGGAUCAUUGUCAUGCUGAAAGACCCAGCCACGUUUCAUCUUCAAUGCCCUUGCUGAUGGAAGGAGGUUUUCACUCAAAAUCUCACGAUACAUGGCCCCAUUCAUUCUUUCCUUUACACGGAUCAGUCGUCCUGGUCCCUUUGCAGAAAAACAGCCCCAAAGCAUGAUGUUUCCACCCAAUGCUUCACAGUAGGUAUGGUGUUCUUUGGAUGCAACUCAGCAUUCUUUGUCCUCCAAACACGACGAGUUGAGUUUUUACCAAAAAGUUAUAUUUUGGUUUCAUCUGACCAUAUGACAUUCUCCCAAUCCUCUUCUGGAUCAUCCAAAUGCACUCUAGCAAACUUCAGACGGGCCUGGACAUGUACUGGCUUAAGCAAGGGGACACGUCUGGCACUGCAGGAUUUGAGUCCCUGGCGGCGUAGUGUGUUACUGAUGGUAGGCUUUGUUACUUUGGUCCCAGCUCUCUGCAGGUCAUUCACUAGGUCCCCCGUGUGGUUCUGGGAUUUUUGCUCACCGUUCUUGUGAUCAUUUUGACCCCACGGGGUGAGAUCUUGCGUGUAGCCCCAGAUCGAGGGAGAUUAUCAGUGGUCUUGUAUGUCUUCCAUUUCCUAAUAAUUGCUCCCACAGUUGAUUUCUUCAAACCAAGCUGCUUACCUAUUGCAGAUUCAGUCUUCCCAGCCUGGUGCAGGUCUACAAUUUUGUUUCUGGUGUCCUUUGACAGCUCUUUGGUCUUGGCCAUAGUGGAGUUUGGAGUGUGACUCUUUAAGGUUGUGGACAGGUAUCUUUUAUACUGAUAACAAGUUCAAACAGGUGCCAUUAAUACAGGUAACGAGUGGAGGACAGAGGAGCCUCUUAAAGAAGAAGUUACAGGUCUGUGAGAGCCAGAAAUCUUGCUUGUUUGUAGGUGACCAAAUACUUAUUUUCCACCAUAAUUUGCAAAUAAAUUCAUUAAAAAUCCUACAAUGUGAUUUUCUGGAUUUUCUUUUCUCAAUUUGUCUGUCAUAGUUGACGUGUACCUAUGAUGAAAAUUACAGGCCUCUCUCAUCUUUUUAAGUGGGAGAACUUGCACAAUUGGUGGCUGACUAAAUACUUUUUUUCCCCACUGUGUGUGUGUGUAUAUAUAUAUAUAUAUAUAUAUAUAUAUAUAUAUAUAUAUAUAUAUAUAUAUAUUUAAGUAUACCUGAGGAUUCUGUCUCGCUGUGUUGUGAAUCUCAGAUAGCAACAUUUGAGUUGGCUUAUCAGAGUUUGGUAUUGUGAGACAGCGGAAGCACUUGGAAUUAUUGUCAUCAUGAACAUCUUAAUUUCAUAUGAAGUUACACAUAGCAGUCAAUUUGUCUAGUUAGUAAUAUCACAUCAUAUUUCGUAUCCUGUCAUAUAAUAGUAGGCAUAAUUUCCACUAUAGGGACAGGGGAAUAGUGUAGAAAUGUAGAAACUAGAUAGUGUAGAAAUGUCAGAAAUUAGCAUAAAAUGACAAACACAUUAAUAUGCCAUUUAGCAGACGCUUUUAUCCAAAGCGACUUACAGUCAUGCGUGCAUACAUUUUUGUGUAUGGGUGGUCCCGGGGAUCGAACCCACUACCCUGGCGUUACAAGCGCCAUGCUCUACCAGCUGAGCUACAGAGGACCACUACAUUCUAGGGGAAGGUCUCCCCCUCCCCACUAACACAUUCCAAAUCAAAUUUACACCACUUACAUGGAUAACAGAGCUGUCUCCGAUUGCUCACUGAAUUUACUUGUUCAACGUGGUGCUUUGUUAGUGUAUUGAGAUUUGUCCUCUAACCCGUGAGUCAUACUGACUUGGCACCCUACAGGGAAAUCAUUGAUGCCUGGUAUCAGUAUUAGGGCACGUGGGAGGCAAUGUGGUUGACACGCUAGUGGAAAAAUCACUACUUGGGUUGAAUAGAUGUUAUAUCUCCUGUGUGUGGAGAAUGGCUGGCUGCCACUGUCCAAUCUAUGCCUGCUGGAGCCCCAGGGACAGUAUCCUGGAUCAGUGCCAUGGUAUAAUGUGUGUUUGAUAUCAGUGAAGGACAACAGGGUGUUGUUUUGUACUGUGCAGUCCAUAAUGUAUGUAUGGGACCCAUGGCCAUGACUGUUGACCUUUGUGUCAAAGGGUGAUUAGCUCAUUUAAUUGAAUCCAAUUGAAAUGGACAUCAACUUAAAGGCUUUAUAGAGCAUUCAUAAAGUCUCCAUGAGCCAUAUAUAAUAAUAAUAAUAUAAUAUGCCAUUUAGCAGACGCUUUUAUCCAAAGUGACUUACAGUCAUGCGUGCAUAAAUUUUUGUGUAUGGGUGGUCCCGGGGAUCGAACCCACGACCUUGGCGUUACAAGCGCCGUGCUCUACCAGCUGAGCUACAGAGGACCACAUAUAUAUAUAUAUACACUGCUCAAAAAAAUAAAGGGAACACUAAAAUAACACAUCCUAGAUCUGAAUGAAUGAAAUAAUCUUAUUAAAUACUUUUUCUUUACAUAGUUGAAUGUGCUGACAACAAAAUCACACAAAAAUUAUCAAUGGAAAUCAAAUUUAUCAACCCAUGGAGGUCUGGAUUUGGAGUCACCCUCAAAAUUAAAGUGGAAAACCACACUACAGGCUGAUCCAACUUUGAUGUAAUGUCCUUAAAACAAGUCAAAAUGAGGCUCAGUAGUGUGUGUGGCCUCCACGUGCCUGUAUGACCUCCCUACAACGCCUGGGCAUGCUCCUGAUGAGGUGGCAGAUGGUCUCCUGAGGGAUCUCCUCCCAGACCUGGACUAAAGCAUCCGCCAACUCCUGGACAGUCUGUGGUGCAACGUGGCGUUGGUGGAUGGAGCGAGACAUGAUGUCCCAGAUGUGCUCAAUUGGAUUCAGGUCUGGGGAACGGGCGGGCCAGUCCAUAGCAUCAAUGCCUUCCUCUUGCAGGAACUGCUGACACACUCCAGCCACAUGAGGUCUAGCAUUGUCUUGCAUUAGGAGGAGGAACCCAGUGCCAACCGCACCAGCAUAUGGUCUCACAAGGGGUCUGAGGAUCUCAUCUCGGUACUUAAUGGCAGUCAGGCUACCUCUGGCAAGCACAUGGAGGGCUGUGCGGCCCCCCAAAGAAAUGCCACCCCACACCAUGACUGACCAACCGCCAAACCGGUCAUGCUGGAGGAUGUUGCAGACAGCAGAACGUUCUCCACGGCGUCUCCAGACUCUGUCACGUCUGUCACAUGUGCUCAGUGUGAACCUGCUUUCAUCUGUGAAGAGCACAGGGUGCCAGUGGCGAAUUUGCCAAUCUUGGUAUUCUCUGGCAAAUGCCAAACGUCCUGCACGGUGUUGGGCUGUAAGCACAACCCUCACCUGUGGACAUCGGGCCCUCAUACCACGCUCAUGGAGUCUGUUUCUGACCGUUUGAGCAGACACAUGCACAUUUAUGGCCUGCUGGAGGUCAUUUUGCAGGGCUCUGGCAGUGCUCCUCCUGCUCCUCCUUGCACAAAGGCGGAGGUAGCAGUCCUGCUGCUGGGUUUUUGCCCUCCUACGGCCUCCUCCACGUCUCCUGAUGUACUGGCCUGUCUCCUGGUAGCGCCUCCAUGCUCUGGACACUACGUUGACAGACACAGCAAACCUUCUUGCCACAGCUCGCAUUGAUGUGCCAUCCUGGAUGAGCUGCACUACCUGAGCCACUUGUGUGGGUUGUAGACUCCGUCUCAUGCUACCACUAGAUUGAAAGCACCGGCAGCAUUCAAAAGUGACCAAAACAUCAGCCAGGAAGCAUAGGAACUGAGAAGUGGUCUGUUGUCACCACCUGCAAAACCAGUCCUUUAUUGGGGGUGUCUUGCCUAUAAUUUCCACCUGUUGUCUAUUCCAUUUGCACAACAGCAUGUGCAAUGUAUUGUCAAUCAGUGUUGCUUCCUAAGUGGACAGUUUGAUUUCACAGAGGUGUGAUUGACUUGGAGUUACAUUGUGUUGUUUAAGUGUUCCCUUUAUUUUUUUGAGCAGUGUAUAUAUAUAUAUAUAUAUAUAUAUAUUGAACAAAAAUAUAAACGCAACAUGCAACGAUUUCACUGAGUUACAGUUCAUAUAACGAAAUCAGUCAAUUGAAAUAAAUUCAAUAGGCCCUAAUCUAUUGAUUUCACAUGACUGGGCAGGGAUGCAGCCAUGGGUGGGCCUGGGAGGGCAUAGACUUGCCCACCCACUGGGGAGCAAGGCCCAGCCAAUCAGAGUGAGUUUUUCCCCACAAAAGGGCUUUAUUACAGACAGAAGUACUCCUCAGUUUCAUCAGCUGUCCGGGUGGCUGGUCUCAGGUGAUCCUGCAGGUGAAGAUGCCGGAUGUGGAGGUCCUGGGCUGGCGUGGUUACACAUGGUCUGCAGAUGUGAGGCCGGUUGGACGUACUGCCAAAUUCUCUAAAACGACAUUCAAUUCUCUGGCAACAGCUCUGGUGGACAUUCCUGCAGUCAGCAUGCCAAUUGCACGCUCCAAAACUUGAGACAUCUGUGGCAUUGUGUUUGACAAAACUGCACAUUUUAGAGUGGCCUUUUAUUGUCCCCAGCACAAGGUGCACCUGUGUAAUGAUCAUGCUGUUUAAUCAGCUUCUUGAUAUGCCACACCUGUCAGGGGGAUGGAUUAUCUUGGCAAAGGGAUGUAAACAAAUUUGUGCCCAACUUCUUAGAGAAAUAAGCUUUUUGUGCAUUUCUGUGACCUUUUAUUUCAGCACAUAUGACCAACACUUUACAUGUUGCGUAAAUAUUUUUGUUCAGUAUAAUUUCCGACAUUGUGGUAGGCUAUUCGUUAGUCAACUACUUGUAGCUUCUCUUCUGUCUUAUGUUGCCCUAUAUGACUAAUAAACCCUUGCUUACCAGAAUAAUGUCAUAAAUGAUAGAAGGAAUGCUUCAAUUUAGUUGACAUCGGUAAUGUUUUUUUCUGUCAUCUCUGCUUCUUUCACGGAGCAAAGACACGUAGGGACCAGGGAGAAAAUGCAAUAAAUAACUCAACAAAAGAAAUUGAAAUAGUAAGCCGUGAAAACGACUCAACAUGUUUCUGAAAAGAUUUCAUUUGGGCUUGGAUGCAUAUUUUAUGUGGUUAAAAUACUAUCAGCUUUCAUGAUGCUGAUAAAGAUAGCACCUCUACAGACGUAUCUAACUGCACAUUCGUAUUCUCUCAAUAUGCUGAAUGAAAUAAAUAUUUCUCUACUCCUGUUCCCGAGUCAAAAUGUACAUUUGAUGCUUAAUUCUGCAGGAGUUAAUAUUAAGGAUAUGUGAGAGGUUAUAGACAUACAGUCAGUGUCCAGAUUUCAGUUUCCAUUUAACCCAUUUGAACAGUAGGCUAAAGUUCCCGUGACGUGCCAUAGGCCUAUUUGAAGUCCCCAUCUUGUGACUGUCGAAUUUGCAAAGCGCCUCACAAUCAUCACACAUACUGUAACAUAGGCAUUGCUAUCAUCCUCGGUUUCCAUUAUGCCAAAUCUUUCCCAAACAUUACUUUUCUGGCCCUCCCUUCUCUUUAUUUUCAACACUCCUUUUCGCAGCUUUUCUCUUACUGAAUUAAACUCCAACAUUGUCCUUUUGGCCACAGUGGAUCAAGGUUAACUUUUUCUGCCGGUUUCAAAAAGCGUUUGGCGAUUGGCAUGUAGGCUAUUUGGCACAUGUAAAGUUAGGCCCUAAAGAUUACGCACUAAUGCCAGAUAGCCUAAAAAUUAUGAAAAUAAAACCUAAAUGAUAGUUAUAAAUUGCACAACAAUAUAUUGUUUUCUCUUAAUUCAAUGGGUUUCUAGAUGUUCGCGUUAUAUAUCCACCCCAACCAACAACCCUAUGUUAAUGUUUGCCUAAAGUAACCAUCUGUCUUAUGUAACCAUACCAAACGUAACAUAUCAUACUAAUUUAAGUGCCGGAUUUACAUUUACUAUGUUACGUCUAGUCUGAGACCAGGCUGGGCCCGCAGUUACAGUGAGGGGAAAAAAGUAUUUGAUCCCCUGCUGAUUUUGUACGUUUGCCCACUGACAAAGACAUGAUCAGUGUAUAAUUUUAAUGGUAGGUUUAUUUGAACAGUGAUAGACAUAAUAACAACAAAAAAAUCCAGAAAAACGCAUGUCAAAAAUGUUAUAAAUUGAUUUGCAUUUUAAUGAGGGAAAUAAGUAUUUGACCCCUCUGCAAAACAUGACUUAGUACUUGGUGGCAAAACCCUUGUUGGCAAUCACAGAGGUCAGACGUUUCUUGUAGUUGGCCACCAGGUUUGCACACAUCUCAGGAGGGAUUUUGUCCCACUCCUCUUUGCAGAUCUUCUCCAAGUCAUUAACGUUUCGAGGCUGACGUUUGGCAACUCGAACCUUCAGCUCCCUCCACAGAUUUUCUAUGGGAUUAAGGUCUGGAGACUGGCUUGGCCACUCCAGGACCUUAAUGUGCUUCUUCUUGAGCCACUCCUUUGUUGCCUUGGCCAUGUGUUUUGGGUCAUUGUCAUGUUGGAAUACCCAUCCACAAACCAUUUUCAAUGUCCUGGCUGAGGGAAGGAGGUUCUCACCCAAGAUUUGACGGUACAUGGCCCCGUCCAUCGUCCCUUUGAUGCGGUGAAGUUGUCCUGUCCCCUUAGCAGAAAAACACCCCCAAAGCAUAAUGUUUCCACCUACACGUUUGAUGGUGGGGAUGGUGUUCUUGAGGUCAUAGGCAGCAUUCCUCCUCCUCCAAACACAGCGAGUUGAGUUAAUGCCAAAGAGCUCGAUUUUGGUCUCAUCUGACCACAACACUUUCACCCAGCUCUCCUCUGAAUCAUUCAGAUGUUCAUUGGCAAACUUCAGACGGGCCUGUAUAUGUGCUUUCUUGAGCAGGGGGACCUUGUGGGCGCUGCAGGAUUUCAGUCCUUCACGGCGUAGUGUGUUUCCAAUUGUUUUCUUGGUGACUAUGGUCCCAGCUGCCUUGAGAUCAUUGACAAGAUCCUCCCGUGUAGUUCUGGGCAGAUUCCCCACCGUUCUCAUGAUCAUUGCAACUCCACGAGGUGAGAUCUUGCAUGGAGCCCCAGGCCAAGGGAGAUUGACAGUUAUUUUGUGUUUCUUCCAUUUGCGAAUAAUCGCACCAACUGUUGUCACCUUCUCACCAAGCUGCUUGGCGAUGGUCUUGUAGCCCAUUCAAGCCUUGUGUAGGUCUACAAUCAUGUCCCUGACAUCCUUGGAGAGCUCUUUGGUCUUGGCCAUGGUGGAGAGUUUGGAAUCUGAUUGAUUGAUUGCUUCUGUGGACAGGUGUCUUUUAUACAGGUAACAAACUGAGAUUAGGAGCACUCCCUUUAAGAGUGUGCUCCUAAUCUCAGCUCGUUAUCUGUAUAAAAGACACCUGGGAGCCAGAAAUCUUUCUGAUUGAGAUGGGGUCAAAUACUUAUUUCCCUCAUUAAAAUGCAAAUAAAUGUAUAACAUUUUUUACAUGCGUUUUUCUGUAUUUUUUUGUUGUUAUUCUGUUUCUCACUGUUCAAAUAAACCUACCAUUAAAAUUAUAGACUGAUAAUUUCUUUGUCGGUGGGCAAACAUACAAAAUCAGCAGGGGAUCAAAUACUUUUUUCCCUCACUGUAUAACCGUGGGGACAGCGGGUUAUGAGUCAACCCGAGCAUUACUAGUCAGUAUUAUGUUUGUUUGUGGGGGUGGGGCACUCAUGAGAGGCAGGACCACAUGCUGCUUUGAACAACAGUUUAUGCAAAUCAGCCAGUUCAGACUUCCACCAGAUGGGAGAGUAUUUGAGGAGAAGUCAGUUUGUAAACACAGGUGUUCCCCCUAUCUCACAUCAGAUUAUGUUUAUAAUCAGAGACAAGGUUACCAGACAGCAAGAUCCCUCAUUCCUCUCCAACUAUAAAUGUGAAUGGGCGAAAAUACUUUUCUAUGUGAUCUGGAGUUCAUUAGCGACACUAUUGCUAUGCUGGGAUUGUGAUACAGAGAAUAGUUGAUUACUUUGUCCAUAAGAGCUGGUCUGGAUGGCUUUGUUAAGGCGGUAAAAUGUGGUAAAUUAGUUAAUAGACCAAUAAGAAAGAGUUCCAAAACUCUCUGCCAAUAAAAACUAGUUUUCAGUUUUCCCCUCCCCACUCAGACCACUCCGACAGUCCUAGCAAAAUUCUUGCUUGUGAAUUUGCUCUUUGCUAAGAAGCUAUUUUUGUUUCUUUUUGACCAUUUUAAUUGAAAACAAUCACAAUAAGGUACUUAAUUGUUACCCAGAAAUCAUUUGAUAAUUAGAUAAAAACAGCUGCAUCGGACCUUUAAAGGACAAAUUCAGUCAUUUUUAUAUUGACAUUUAUUUUGGCCCUGAAAAUCUAUGGGCUAGGAUAAACUGUAAUCCACUGUUGGUUUAAAUAGCCAACUUCAACUAACUUUAGCCACGGCUAACCAAAAACACAAUAGGAUUAAAUGGGGAAACGAUGACAGAGGAUAUUUACAAAACCUAAAUAUAUAUAUUUUUUAAAGUGAAUACAAUAGACAGAAAUGUACAUCAAUGGGAGUAUAAACGAGCCUAUUUCAAUCUCACCCUGUAUGUAACAUGUUAUGUACAGUCCCUUUAGAAAGUAUUUAUACCCCUUGACUUACAGCUGUGUGUCUUUCUGGGUAAGUCUCUAAGAGCUUUCCACACCUGGACUGUGCAACAUUUAUUAAAAACAUUAUUCAAGCUCAGUCAAAUUGGUUGAUCAUUGCUAGACAAACAUUUUCAGGUCUUGCCCUAGAUUUGUAAGAAUAUUUAAGUCAGAACUGUAACCCGGACACUCAGGAACAUUCACUGUCCUUAUUCACAGGUUAUUGUCCUGCUGAUGGAAAGCAGACUGAACCAAGUUGUCGUCUAGGUUUUUUCUGUGUUUAGCGCCAUUCUGUUUCUUUUUUAACCUGAAAACUCCCCAAUCCUUAACGAUUACAAGCAUAUCCAUAACUAUGCUGGAAAAUAUGGAGUGAUCCUCAGUAAUGUGUUGUAUUGGAUUUUCCCCAAACAAAACACUUUUUAUUCAGGACAAAAAGUUAAUUGUUUAGCAAUUAUUUUUUUUAGUAUUACUUUAGUGCCUUGUUGCAAACAGGAAUAUUUGUAUUCUGUACAGGCUUCCUGCUUUUCAUUCUGCCAAUUAGGUUAGUGUUGUGGAGUAACUACAAUGUUGUUGAUCCAUCCUCAGUUUUCUCAUAUCACAGCCAUUAAACUCUGUAACUGAUUUAAAUUCACAAUUGGCCUCAGUGUGAAAUCCCUGAGCGGUUUUCUUCCUCUUCGGCAACUGAGUUAGGAAGGACGACUGCAUCUUUGUAGUGACUGGGUGUAUUGAUACACCAGACAAAGUGUAAUUAAUAACUUCACCAUGCUCAAACGGAUAUUCAAUGUCUGCUUUUUUUGUAACCCAUCUACCAAUAGGUGCCCUUCUUUGCAAGAUAUUGGAAAACCUCCCUGGUCUUUGUGGUUGAAUGUGUUUGAAAUUCACUGCUCGACCGAGGGACCUGAUAUAUGGGGUACAGAGAUGAGGUAGUCAUUCACUAUUAUUGCACACAGAGUGAGUCCAUGCAACUUAUUAUGUGACUUGUUAAGCAACGUUUUACUCCUGAACUUAUUUAGGCUUGCCAUAACAAAGGGUUUGAAUACUUAUUGACUCAAGACAUUUCAGCUUUUAAUUUGUAAAAAUGUCUAAAAACAUAAUUCCACUUUGACAUUAUGGAUUAUUGUGUGUAGGCCAGUGACAAAAAAAUAUAAAUGUAAUCCAUUUUAAAUUCAGGAUGUAACACAACAAAAUGUGGAAAAGGUCAGUGAAUACUUUCUGAAGGCACCGUAUCCGUUUACUGAGAAAAGCAAUACAUGGACAUAUACACAAUCAAUAGGCUACAGCAGGUUGCACUACUUGCCUUCAAAUCGAAUUAACAAAUUAAUAAGUAUUGAUUAGUAAUUGGUGUGCGAGCACUUGCUGAAUGCCUCGGGCCCCACUCUAUGCGGAUGAAUCACUCCAAUGUAAUUCGGAUCUCUGUUAGGUUCUGUCUCUGGGUGCUGACGUCCUGCCGGAGUACAAAAUCAAGGCCCCGGUCACCCACUCAUGGACCAUGCUGCACUACAGCCCUGUCAAAGCGGCAUGGGACUGGGUCAUCCUCCUCCUGGUCCUCUACACAGCCCUCUUCACCCCCUACUCGGCAGCCUUCCUAUUGGAUGAGCACGGGGACUCGCUGCGGCGGCGUUGCGGCUAUACCUGCAAUCCUCUAAACGUGGUGGACCUCAUGGUGGAUGUGCUGUUCAUCGUGGAUAUCGGGAUCAACUUUCGCACAACUUUCGUCAACCCUAACGACGAGGUGGUGACCCAGCCGGGGAAGAUCGCCGUGCAUUACCUUAAGGGGUGGUUCGCCAUCGACCUGGUGGCCGCCAUACCCUUCGACCUGCUUAUCUUCCGAUCAGGGUCUGACGAGGUGAGAAUAAUGGAAGUGGGGAUGAAUAUUAAGCUUUUUGGUGGGCUAACACUUUACUUGAAGCCAACAGGUAUAAUGCAUUAUAAAGCAUUUAGGCCUUUAACUCAGUUGUGAUGUCUUCUUAAUAUCUCAUAAUGAUCCUGAGUAAAUACCAGCCAGAUAGGCAUAACAUAUUAUAACCCUUAUAAUAAGACAAUAUGAAGGUUCAUGCUUAUUUAGCAGACAUGAGUUGGACUCAUGGUCUCGUGAUGAGGUAACCAUGUCUGCGAUUUCAAAAUUGGCGUUGCCAUCAGUCUAAGACAGAAUUCCCUCUUGAUCUCAUGGUCAAGACGUUGGUAUCUCCCGUGGGAGAGCAGGGUUCAGAUCCCACUAGGGACACCAAGCAUGAAACCUUCCUGUGUUACCUAUUUACAACUACAUUUGCUUGUAAACUGUAGCCAUUUUCCCAUCAAUUCAUUCUGCUUCUCUUUUCCCAUCUUCUCGCUACUAUUCUCAAUAAAUGGCCACCUACUAAAGAUGGCCACCUUGAUUGGCCUGCUGAAAACAGCGCGGCUGCUUCGGUUGGUUCGUGUGGCGCGAAAGCUCGACCGCUACUCGGAGUACGGGGCCGCUGUCCUCUUCCUGCUCAUGUGUACCUUUGUGCUCAUCGCCCAUUGGCUGGCCUGUAUCUGGUAUGCUGUCGGCUACGUGGAGAGGCCUUACACGGAGACUGGUUGGCUGGACAACCUGGCUGAGCAGCUGGGCAAGGCAUACAACGCCAGUGAACCUGGCUCGGGUCCGUCUGCUAAGGACUAUUACAUCACUGCACUCUACUUUACCUUCAGCAGCUUGACCAGUGUGGGCUUUGGGAACGUCUCCCCCAACACCAACUCAGAGAAGCUCUUCUCCAUCUGUGUUAUGGUUAUUGGCUGUAAGUCCUUAAAUGUUCAAUUUACUCAGACCACAUUCACAAUCCAUACACACUGCAUUCAUAAGUAGUAAAUUUUCAUAAAUACUUAUGUCAACAACUGUUGAUAAUAUUUUUGUUAUGCCACGGUUAUGUAAUUUAUACUGCAUUAUCAACAUGCGAUUGUUGACAUAAGCCUUUAUAAGCCCCAUUGGCUCCUCCUCAUCCUCCAGCUCUCAUGUACGCCAGCAUCUUUGGAAACGUGUCGGCCAUCAUCCAGCGCCUAUACUCAGGGACAACGCGCUACCACACCCAGAUGCUGCGGGUCAAGGAGUUUAUCCGCUUCCACCAGAUCCCCAACGGGCUUCGCAACCGCCUGGAGGAGUAUUUCCAGCACGCCUGGUCCUACACCAAUGGCAUUGACAUGAAUGCAGUGAGUAGAAAACUGGCCACCAAACUUGUAAGAAACACUUUUUUCGGUAACGCUUUACGUAAAACCUGCAGGUAUAAUGCAUUAUGAUGCAGGUAUAAUGCAUUGUAAGACUUGUCAUGAGCAUGUAUGACCUCCUUAUGUAUUAUCCUGUCAUCAUGAUCCUGACUAAAUACCAGCCAUUUUCAGUAGGUUAAUGUGUAGUACAUUGAGAAAGAACAUAUUAUAAGCCUUAUAAGAAAUUAUAAAGGCUACAUGCUUAUAACAUGUUAUAAAAAAAGAAUUAUACCUGUAGACUUUACGUAAAGUGUUACCUUAUGGUCAACAAAUCUAUUCAAAUCCCCAAGGCAUUGUCCAGUGUAAUAUACUGCAGUGCUGAAAAAACUCAUUUUACAUUGAGAAGCACUUUAAAUGCCCUAUAGCAAAAUUACUGAUAUUGACAUUUUAUAUUGACUUUCAAUCUUCCUCUUCCUCCCAAGGUGCUGAAGGGUUUUCCAGAGUGCUUGCAGGCUGAUAUAUGUCUGCACCUGAACCGCAGUCUGCUACAAAACUGCAAGGCGUUCCGGGGGGGCAGCAAGGCCUGUCUGCGGGCUCUGGCAAUGCGCUUCAAGACUGUACAUGCCCCGCCAGGGGAUAUCCUCAUCCACUCUGGAGACAUCCUCAACUCUCUCUACUUCAUCACUCGCGGUACCAUCCAGAUCACCCAUGAUGAUGUCGUGGUGGCCAUACUGGGUAAGGAAGGCUAUGCAAUCUACUGUUUCAUAUGUCAUUGACUUUAGCUAUAUGUUACGGUCAUUGAGGUCUUUCAAACUAUUUUAGAAAUGUAAAUGUAGUUUCUGAAGAUCAUUCUCCUUCUCAUGUCUUUAUGGUUAUUUUCUGAUUUUAUUGAACAGAUACAGAUAUAGAAUGACAGUGGGGAAGGAUAGUGAAGUUUUCAAAGGGCAGUAGGUCCGAUUCGAACCUAUGCCGACACCGUCGACGUGUGCUGGAGGCUGCGGCUAUGCUGCUAGACAAGCCAGACCACAGCUAAAUACAGUAUCCUCUUAAAUAGAUGUGAAUCAUAUACAGUAACUACAUCCUAUAGCUCAGCAUUCUUUAAAAUAACAGCCAUUUAUAAGUGAUGUUAUCCCCCUCAAUUUACUCUCAUUGUCCCCCUUCCUCCCUCUAUACUGUAGGGAAGAAUGACAUCUUUGGGGAGCCUAUCCACAUGUAUGCAGAGCCAGGCAAGUCCAACUCUGACGUGCGCGCCAUCACUUACUGUGACCUGCACCGGAUUCAGAGGGAUGACCUGCUCGAGGUUCUGGACAUUUACCCAGGCUUUUCCGACAACUUCUGGGCAAACUUGGAGUUCACCUUUGACCUAAGAGAUGUAAGAAGACACACACAUGUGGCUAAACUAAGAAAAUUGACACAUUUAUUGUUGAACAAGAUCUUUUUGUUUCACUGUGUCCAAUGAAAUGGGAUUGUUGGCACUGUAUCAGUGUAUUGGGAUGUGUUCAGUUUGUGUCUUGCUCUUUCUGUAUGUCUGGUAUCUGUCAGGCUGACCAGGUCCCACCAAUACUGUUGACUGAUGAUUCUGGUGAUGAUUGUGCAUACAGUCAUAGCAAGCCACGACACAGGGGACACUCCCUGGACUGUCGCAACGGUCCUGGUAAGUUAUUAAGUUGAUUAGUUAAAUCAGGGGCUGUAUGUAUCAAGCGAGCUAGCUGUAUGGACUUCUUUUUUAUGUUCUUGUGCUGCUUUGGACAGAUGGCAUGGACCAGGAUGACCCGUACCCCUACCGCCAACGCCAUUCGGCCCCACAGCCCCACUGGGAAGAGGGCUGCAGCUGUGAGUCGCCUUGCUCCCAGUCCAGCGAGGACCUAAACAAGCCCCUCCCCCACAGGGGCAAGGUGGAACUGUACCCUCCGGACAACGAUCGGCUGGACUACUCCCUCUCAGUGGUGCAGCUGAUGCCCCCUAGUGGCGCCACAGUGGGCAGAGAGGCCCCCAUGGACAGGGCUCAACCAGGUACAGUAUGAGCAGUAUGGGACCUUGUGGUAAAUUCUGUCCAUUGAAAUUGUAUGUUAUUUAGCAUUACUGGACCGGAGGGUUGCCGAUUUGAAUCCCAGAGAAGCAAAAAGACGUAUCAGUUGAUCAACAAUAAAAUUGUAUGUUAUUUUAACUCUGUAAAUGUUUCCAGCCACCUCUAACCUCUCACCGAACUUGUCUGGGUAUGUUCGAUACUGGCCAGAGAGGCAGUCGGCCCAGUACUCCAACAGGCAGUGGCGCUCCUCUUCGGUUCGGACCUCUUACCACCCGCCCCCAUUCACAGAGGAGAGGCCCAGUGAGCUGGAGUCCCGACUGAAACUACUACAGUCACAGCUCAACAGGUGAGAGGAACAACAUGGUUACUGUUACAAAACUCUCUUUUUAACAGUUGAGCCAGACAAACAGCUGAGCCUGCAAGUUUUAGCUUAUUUUCAAUUUACCUAGGGUGCACCGCUGGCUGACACAAUUCGCAUUGCAACAUGCUCCAAAAAUGCUAGCCAGGAGAUUCUGGAUGUUACUGAGCUGAAAUAAAAUGUUUCAUGAGCUGAAAUAAAAGCCCAGAAAUUUUCCAUACGCACAAAAACCUUAUUUCGCUCAAGUUUUGUGCACUAUUUGGUUUACAUCCCUGUUAGUGAGAAUUUCUCCUUUGCAUCCACCUGACAGGUUUGGCAUAUCAAGAAGCUGGUUAAACAGCAUGAUCAUUACACAUGUGCCACAUUCUUUUGAACUGAAUGUUCAUUUCUCUACCAUAAGCCACCUCCAACGUCGUUUUAGAGAAUUUGGCAGUACGUCCAACCGGCCUCACAACCGCAGACCACGUGUAACCACGCCAGCCCAGGACCUCCACAUCCCGCUUCUUCACCUGUAGGAUCGUCUCAGACCAGCUACCCGGACAGCAGAUGAAAGUGUGGGUUUGCACAACUGAAGAAUUUCUGCACAAAUGUCAGAAACCGUCUCAUGGAAGCUCAUCUGCGUGCUCGUCGUCCUCACCAGGGUCUUGACCUGACUGCAGUUCGGCAUCGUAACAUACUUCAGUGGGCAAAUGCUCACCUUGGAUGGCCACUAUCAGGCUGGAGAAGUAUGCUCUUCACGAAUGAAUCCCGGUUUCACCUGUACCGGGCAUAUGGCAGACAGCGUGUAUGGCGUUGUGUGGGCGAGCGGUUUGCUGAUGUCAAUGUUGUGAACAGAAUGACACAUGGUGGCGGUGGGGUUAUGGUAUGGGCAGGCAUAAGCUACGGACAAUGAACACAAUUGCGUUUUAUCGAUUGCAAUUUGAAUGCACAGAGAUACCGUGACGAGAUCCUGAGGCCCAUUGUCGUGCCAUUCAUCUGCCGCCAUCACCUCAUGUUUCAGCAUGAUAAUGCACGGCCCCACGAUGCAAGGAUCUGUACACAAUUCCUGGAAGCUGAAAAUGUCCCAGUUCUUCUCAUGGCCUGUAAACAUACCAGACAUGUCACCCAUUGAGCAUGUUUGGGAUGCUCUGAUUCGACGUGUUCGACAGCGUGUUCCAGUUCCUGACAAUAUCUUGCAAUUUCGCACAGCCAUUGAAGAAGAAUGGGACAACAUUCCACAGGCCACAAUCAACAGCCUAACCUACGCUGUAGGAGACCAAUGGUGGUCACACCAGAUACUGACUUUUCUGAUCCACACCCCUACCUUUUUUUUAAGGUAUCUGUGACCAAAAGAUGCAUAUCUGUAUUCUCAAUCAUGUGAAAUCCAUAUAUUAGGGCCUAAUGAAUUCAGUUCAAUUGACUGAUUUCCUUAUAGGAACUGUAACUCAGUAAAAUGUUUUCAUUUACCCCUUAAAAGGGAAAAUCUGCAAUUCAAACAAUAACAAAGCGGUUCCUAUACCCCCACUUCCCACAUUAACAAACUGGAGCUUAUGGAGUUAGACUGUAACUUUGACAAGAAAGACAUUCCACUUAGUUAUCUGGAAGGUCUUCAAUGGCAACAGUGAAAACAUGACUACUCAGUAACCCUCCUUUUCCUUCCCUCUUUCUGCCCCCUUUACCCCUCCAUUACCAGACUGGAGAUUCGAAUGACUGCCGAUAUCAACGUCAUCCUGCAGCUGCUCCAAAGGCAGAUAGCGCCGGUACCGCCCGCUUACAGCACUGUGUCAGCCACAGACUCACCAGGCCUAUAUGGGACAGGAGCGCCAGUGUUGCACACCAUGUACCAGAUCCCACCCAUACAAAUGGACAGCCAAGCAUCUAUGCAGGUAGGAAGUCUAUGAUACAUGGAGAGCAUGAUGGUGAACACAAAAAACAUCUGUCAAAGCACCUGAAACAUAUUCACAGAAGCUGUGUUAGUGUAGUUACUGUUGUUAAACCUCCAACCUGUGACUCAAUACUCACCCUUGAUUGUAUCGUUGUAGAGCUCUGGCCAGCCUGACCUCAAGUUACCCCUGAAAUCCCAGGAGUCGCUGUCCAGUGGUAUCCAGCUGACUGUAGAGUCCGACGACACCAUGUCCGUCACCCCGGAGAUGGAGCCAACCGAGUCACUCUCCCCCCAACCGACGGUCAAGCUGUCACUGUCUCUCAUGGAAACGCCCAGACUAAGUGGCAGCCUCCGCUUCCCCUCAUUGCCCGGGAACCUGGACGCCUCAGGGCAGGUGGAGAUCCAGAAACACCUCUCAGAUCCUGUGCUUCCUGUGACCUGA
Messenger RNA from Coregonus sp. 'balchen', 18683 nucleotides. Lineage: Eukaryota; Metazoa; Chordata; Actinopteri; Salmoniformes; Salmonidae. The record is from the annotation of a GenBank genome assembly.